Drosophila innubila is the source of this 560-nucleotide messenger RNA. RefSeq lists its product as uncharacterized. The transcript is spliced from 3 exons. Lineage: Eukaryota; Metazoa; Arthropoda; Insecta; Diptera; Drosophilidae. The coding region runs from base 44 to 523 and encodes 159 amino acids. The record is from RefSeq and is a predicted model, not a curated record.
UUAAAUAAAAAUAAUUUAUUUCCAGAAAUUGUUGAACAACAGAAUGACCAUAAUUUUAAACUACUUUGCCUACAUGGCAUUGGCUUAUGAGGGUUGUCUUGCCGUGCUAACCAUACUUAAGAUGAGCAACUUUUUCAAAAUCAUGAAGUUUGAUAUGGAGGAUGGUAUGGUACAGUUGGAGGGUGUGUGCAAAUUAAUAUGCUUUGGUAUUUUAGCGUUUGGUGUUAUUACUCGUUACAGAUCGAUGGUAAAAGUCUGGUUGCUGUUGUCCUAUUGCCAGAUAAAUUGGGCAGGUGUUAUCAAAGUGUUUGUCAACAUUUAUGAAUAUUUCUUUGCUGAAAAGAACAAAGACAAGGCAGAAUUCAUGAAGGAACUAAGUGAAGCACAUGCUCCGCUUGUUGGUCGCGUAAUGGCACAGAUUGGUAUAAUCUUGAUAAUUUACAGAUUCUAUGAAACCUUGGAGCCACCAACGAAAAUCAGAGGUCCACUUACCAAAAUGUCAGUCGAGGAAAAGGUUGAAUAGUUAAAUAAAACGACCAAAAUUAUGUAUUGUGGUAAAA